Messenger RNA from Antrostomus carolinensis (chuck-will's-widow), 1850 nucleotides. It is a transcript of the gene ZFAND3, whose product is annotated as zinc finger AN1-type containing 3. Lineage: Eukaryota; Metazoa; Chordata; Aves; Caprimulgiformes; Caprimulgidae. The record is from RefSeq and is a predicted model, not a curated record. Gene Ontology annotation, molecular function: zinc ion binding. The transcript has 4 exons. The coding region runs from base 1 to 600 and encodes 199 amino acids.
AUGACGUAUGAAAUCUUGAUUUUGAUAGAUUUCCAGAAGAAGCAGCCAGAUGAUGACUCUACUCCCAGCACAAGCAACAGCCAGUCAGAUAUGUUCUCUGGAGAAACAAACAGCGACAACAGCAAUACCUCUCUAACCACGCAGGCCGCUAACUCCAACCAGCAACAUUUGACAGAACUGAAUGUAACUUCACCCAGCAAAGAGGAAUGUGGGCCAUGCACAAGUACAGCUCAUGCCUCGUUAACCACACCAACCAAAAGAUCUUGCGACUCAGAUUCACAGUCGGAGAGUGAGGCUUCUCCUGUGAAACGGCCACGGCUACUGGAUGACAGUAAUGACAGACCUGAAGAAACCAGUCGAUCCAAACAGAAGAGUAGACGCCGAUGCUUCCAGUGCCAAACAAAACUGGAGCUAGUACAGCAGGAACUGGGAUCGUGUCGCUGUGGUUAUGUGUUCUGUAUGUUACAUCGCCUGCCUGAACAACAUGACUGCACAUUUGACCACAUGGGACGCGGGCGUGAGGAAGCCAUUAUGAAAAUGGUGAAACUGGAUCGGAAAGUAGGGAGAUCUUGCCAACGCAUUGGCGAAGGAUGUUCCUGAGUGCAAGACUGCAACCAAAUGCUGUUCUCUUAGUUCACUAAUGUUAGCCUUAUUUAGGACAAAGUCAGCCAGACACCUUGUACUAGGCAAGUUUCAGACUACAGCCAAUCAGUUUCCUUUCUUUAGCCAACCGUCCUGGUACUGUAGUUUAGGGGUUGAUGGUGGUUGAAAUUGAUUUCUGGCUGGUUACUAAGGUGCCUGCUAGCCACCGUAUAAAAAAUAAACGAUGACGAAAUAUUACUUUUGAGCAUGGCUAGUGGAUUUAAACAAAACAAGAAAAAUCCAAAGGCUUCUGUUAUUGCUGGAGUCACUCUAAAAGCCUUACGCUGGAAACAUUCCAGCUGCAGAGUUAAAACAAGUAGUUGUAUAGAAGCUGGUGUAAAAGUUUGCUAUGCACAUGGCUUUCGGACAAACUGUUUAAUGUGCAGCCUUUCACCUCUUCACUGCUAGUGAAUCCUGAGGAGGUGAAAUACUACUAAGAGCAGCAACUGCAGCUGCUUAAGCCCAGAAGACCUGACUGGUCACUCGUGCCUUCAUCGCGUGUGGCUUUUGAGUUAGGCAGUGUCACCAGCAUCAGGGAUUCUGCUGGGGUAGGAACAUCUUUCUGGUUCUGCCCAGGAAGCCAAAAAGAAAAGGGGACAGAGAUUCUUAUGAAAAAUUUUUAUAUCUAUCUUACUGUAAAGAACCUAUCAGGGUUUGUUUGGUUUUGGUUUGUUUUUGGUUUUUUUUCUUUCUUCUCAGUUAAAUUAUGAUCUCACUUUAAAGCCAACUCCAUCCCAGAGCAGGAAAUGGUGCAUACUUUUUACAAGGCAUCCACAGAGAUCUACGAGUUGUGUGAACAGAUUCCACAUACCUUGAGCAGUGCAGCCAUUCCCACCCGCCGAAACCUGAUUGGCUCUUGUUUGCCUUUUGCUAAGUGCAGGUAUCUGAUAAUUGAUCAAAUAAGGCUAAUUCACAGCACAGUAGCCAUGGCUGGAUUCUACAGACUGACUUUCUGUAGCUAGACUUAUAUAUUGGGGACAAAAAAGGACAUUUUGUAGCAAACGGAAUUCAGUAACAGUAUUGGGGAACAACCGGUAAGACACCCUUUAUCAGUUCGAGUUUGUGUUCCUCGCUUCCAGAGUGUCAAUGAGAUAAUCAGAUGGGCUAUAUCAGCCCUGGUUCUAUGCAGCUGAACGCUCUCAUCGAAGUCUCUGCCCGCAUCUAUUGCAAAGCAAGUAUAGCAAGUGAAUAUGAAAAGCAUUACAUGG